AUGAUUAAUUCCAUCCGCAAGUUCUUGAGUUUCUGGAGCGCCGCCGACGCGAGUGUCACCACAUCGUCCAACGACGCAUCAACCAAGGAUAUAGCGACCGAGAGCACAGCGUACCGCGCCGCCUGCAAUCACGCCACACCUCCUACACGGUACGCGAGCGGCGAGUUCAACACCACACCGUCUCCGCCACCCAAUGCUGCGCUAUCAGGAUACCUGUUCUCACAAGUGAAGAACACCAACACGUCUACAUCGAGAAUCAGCAACAUCCCGCCACCGCCAUUUCCCAUGUUUAGUGCGCCGACUGACAACGCGACCGACGACGCUUCUACCACAUCGGACGACAUCGAUAUGCCAGAUGCAACGCCGAUGUCACCUCUGACACCUCCAACAACACCUUCCCGUGAUGGUGAUGAUAUCCGCCGUUCGGUCGAGACACCAGUCCAAGAAAACGUUUACGGUGCAACCGCCGAAGUCGAUGACACUAGCGAGCCGCGCAACGACACGACACCACCUCCAUCUCCGGAACGCGACAGUGCUCGUUCUCAGCCACCGCGCCAACGCACGACAACUACAUCGGCGCCCGCGCCAAACUGGCUGGACGAGAUCGUCAUCGAAGAAGACAUCCCCGAGAACAACCUCCCAGUCGGCUACCUGGGUACACUCCGUGGAAGCCGGCACUUCAUCCCCGAGUACCCCGGUAUGAAACGAUGCAGCAACCAGGUCGCGCACCUCCUCCUCUGCGGCCACUGGAUCGAUAGCGCCGAGCCCUGUGGCGGCAACUGCAAGAAGCAAGACCACAGCCACAAGCAGUUCAAAUGCCCAACCUGCAACGACAUCGUCCGCAACAUCCUCACAGGAUCCUUCCGACUGGCCGACUCGCUUCGCCUCAGGGAGUUCAGGAAGCAGAAAGAUGUUAAAUUCCUGGCCUGCUGUGUCGAGCAGGUUGUUCGUGCUGCACCUGAACUCAAGACGGGUGUUACGGAGGCUGUGGCCAGCUUCGCCUACCCGGAUUCUGGGCGUGCGUGUGAGGCGGCUGAGAAUCCUGAUCCGCGGGGUCAUGAUACUAUUGAGGAGAUUGUGCGCGAUAUGCAAGAGCGACAUGAGCGCAAGCAGCGCGAGAGGAGGGCGAGAGAGGAGGAGUUGAAUACGCACGAGAAACGUGGUAGGGACGAGGAUGCGACGAAUGAGCCUACCGAUGCGAAAACUCACACGGACCGGGACACCGCUGCGGACCAUAAGCAUUCACGAAACGGCUCCUCCGCGGAUGACGACGAGACGCAAAACACCCCACCCCCUACCAACAAAAAGCGCAAGACGUCCCUUGAAACCCACCGCGAGCCCAUCACACCAUCUACCCGCGGCACGAAGCGUCGCUCGCCCUUCUCUCCCUCCCCACCAUCUCCCUCUUCCUCCGACCCCAACGCCUCACCCUUCGCCUACCUCCCCACCCCCAGCUCUCCUUCUCCAUCCAUGCCCUCACCACCGCCGCAUAAACGCGUCUUCACCAAGCCCGAUCCCGCGUUCGGCGAGGCUAGCUUCGUCAUCGCGCCUACUCAUGUCGUUGGGCCGCUUAUGCGGAAGCGACAUGCUGACGUUUAUGUCGAGGGGGCUAUUGAGCGGGAGAGUAAGCGUAGGAGGAGUCGGGCUCCUAAUACAGAGAAGGAGAGUGGUGUAGAGAACGGGAUGGGGAGCGAGAGGACGAGGGCGAAGAGUUUUGAGUCAUUUAGGAGGGCGUGGGAUGACAGGGAUGAGGAAGAGGAGGGGGACUGUGAGCUUUAG
This is a messenger RNA of Alternaria ventricosa, 1779 nucleotides long. RefSeq lists its product as uncharacterized. The record is from RefSeq and is a predicted model, not a curated record. Bases 1 to 1779 code for a protein of 592 amino acids. The transcript has a single exon. NCBI's taxonomy places the organism in Eukaryota, Fungi, Ascomycota, Dothideomycetes, Pleosporales, Pleosporaceae.